This is a messenger RNA of Lethenteron reissneri (Far Eastern brook lamprey), 8133 nucleotides long. RefSeq names its product solute carrier family 45 member 4-like. The record is from RefSeq and is a predicted model, not a curated record. Gene Ontology annotation, molecular function: sucrose:proton symporter activity. Gene Ontology annotation, cellular component: membrane. Lineage: Eukaryota; Metazoa; Chordata; Hyperoartia; Petromyzontiformes; Petromyzontidae. Gene Ontology annotation, biological process: transmembrane transport.
GGAGGAGGUUUGGUGGUGGUGGUGGUGAGGAGGAGGAGGAGGUUUGUGGUGAGGAGGAGAGGUGAGGAGCAGCAGCAGGAGAAGAAGAGGAGAGAGAGGCCCUGAUCCUGAGCCGGUCAGUGGUGGGGGCCGAUUAUUUUGCGGCCACCGAAACUUGAUGCGGGUCACCUGGCUGGAGGAGGUCACACGAGCCCAGAUUCAGCCCCGAGAGCCUCGGACAAUCGAUGGGGGUGGGACCCGGAGCGGAGGUCUUUGCUGCGACGAGAACUGAGCCGCACAGCACGAUCACCAUCAAGGCAAUGAAGCUGGAAUUAAGUGAAUGGAUUUUUAAUUUAUUAACUUUGUCUAAAACAUAUUAGAGGCUUGGGGAGGGGGAAGUCUCGAAACAGGAAUGCUCUGUAUAUAAGUUGCAUACAGCACCCCCACCGCCAACCACCAAGCUGACCGUUGCGAGCAACAACAACCCGGAGAGCCAGAGAGAGGGACAGACGCCGGGGCAGGGGUGUGUUCCAUGACGGAUUUAAAGGAACCGAACGCUUGGAAGUUCGUCGCUUACAUCAAAGCUCUGCACGUCGGAGCGGUGGCUCCCGAGCCGCCGAGCCAACACGAGCCAGCGCGCGUUGCCGACGGGGCGCCAGCCGGUCCCGGGGGGGCGCCGGGGGAGCCAUGCGGCGCCUCCUCCUCCAACGACAACGAUGACGACGACAACAACGACAACAACGACGAGCGUUCGGAAAAAUCUCCGCGCGAGGGGCUGGCGCGGAAGGAACGGCGCGCGGCCACCGUCUCGUUCAAAAACGUGAAGGAGAACGGCGGCGGUGGUGACGGCGGUCGUGAUGGGGGAGGCGGCGGUGGUGGUGACGGCGGUCGUGAUGGUGGAGGAGGCGACGGAGGUGGCGGCGGUGGCCGUGAUGGUGGAGGAGGCGACGGAGGUGGCGGCGGCGUCCGUGAUGGUGGAGGAGGUGGCUGUGGCUGUGGUGGCCGUGAUGGUGGAGGAGGCGGCGGAGAAGUCGCGCUGCAGGCUAAAGUUGCUGCCACCACCGACGAUGACGAAGAGGAUCAGGAGGAGGAGGAGGAGGCCGACGAGCAGAGCGAGGACGGCGCCGUGACGAUCAAGCAGUGGGUGAUGCACGGCGCCAUCAUGUUCGGCCGCGAGUUUUGCUACGCCAUGGAGACGGCCCUCGUGACGCCCGUCCUCCUGCAGAUCGGCCUUCCAGAGAAGUACUACAGCCUCACGUGGUUCCUCAGCCCCGUGCUCGGCCUCAUCUUCACGCCACUCAUCGGCUCGGCGAGCGACCGCUGCCGGUCUCCCUGGGGCCGGCGCCGCCCCUUCAUCCUGGUGCUGUGCGUCGGCGUGCUGCUGGGCAUCACCCUCUUCCUCAACGGCGCCAACAUCGGUCGGCUGCUGGGUGAUGGAAACGGCGACAACCUCUACGGCAUUGUGCUCAGCAUCCUCGGCGUGGUCAUGCUGGACUUCUGCGCCGACGCUAGCGAGGGCCCCAUUCGGGCCUACCUCCUGGACGUGGUGGAGAGCGAGGAGCAGGACACGGCGCUCAACAUCCACUCCUUCUCGGCAGGCCUGGGCGGGGCGGUGGGCUACAUGUCGGGCGGCCUGAACUGGACCGGCACCUUUCUGGGCCGCAUCUUCCACUCGCAGGAGCAGAUCCUCUUCUUCUUCACGUCGAUCAUCUUCUCCUGCUCCGUCGUCCUGCACCUGUUCAGCAUCCCCGAGGAGCCGUACGUGCCGCUGCCGUGCAAGCAGGACAAGGAGGCCGGCGGCUCCAUCGGCGGCGCCUCUCCCACCAAGCGCGCGGCCCCCUCCCCGCGGCCGCUCCUCCGAGAAGACGACGAAGUGGCGGGCGGCGGCGUCUUCGCAGCCACUCGCUUCUCUGACGAGACGCGCUCCGAGAAUGAGCUGUGCCUGAGUGUCUUCAACGCUGACCUCGUGCGCAGCAAGAGCGACUCGGCACUGCACAUGUCAGACUCCGCCAUGGACGUCGAUUCUGAGCACGGCUUCCUGUGCCGCAUCGAGCCGUCCAUCUUCGACGACAGCCGCGACGGCAUUGCCGGACGAUCCGUCACGGGCAGUAGCGGCGGCAGCAGCGGCGACGUGAGCAUCCGCUGCAGGCCCAGCGGCUUCGACGAGACCGCGUUGAGCCAGACGGAAGCGGAUAACGCCAACCGGAGCGGCCCCGGGAAGAUGUGCGACCGAUCGCCGCCGGAGACCGACAAACAGCAGCAAAGCGGCACGGUCGAGGGCGCCACGGGUCAUUCGGGCGACGGGCUGCCGAGCAGGAGGGCCCGCCGCCCCGCUUGCCGGGCCCGCGGCUCCAGCUUGCGCCAGCAGGGCAGCUGUCGCCCCGGCCAGCGCCGGCGCUCGCGCCACCAGCAGCCGCACCACCACCACCAGAGGGCGCACGCCGGGCUGCUCAUCAAGCCAUCCCGCUCCACCGGGGACAUCCACGAGCUCGCCAAGAGACAGAGGCUGCUGUGCUCGUACGACCACCACCAGCACUGCCGCCUGCAGCGCCGGCACGAGGGCCAGUCUCCGAGCGACGGCGCCAGCUGCAGCGGCAGCGCCGGCGAGUCGGACUCGGAUGACGAGCGCGAGACGGUGAACACGGUGCGGCUGCUGUGGCUGUCCAUGCUGCGCAUGCCCCGUGAGCUGCGCCACCUCUGCACCUGCCACCUCUUCACGUGGUUCGCGCUCAUCUCGGCCGCAGUCUUCUACACCGACUUCAUGGGUCAGAUGGUCUACAGCGGGGACCCCACGGCUCCCGCGAACUCGACCGAGGUGCGUCUGUACAAUAGCGGCGUGCAGAUGGGCUGCUGGGGCCUCACCGUGUACGCGCUCACGGCAGCAGCCUUUUCAGCCGUGCUGCAGAAGUACAUGAGCGAGCAGGAGCCGUGCGUGAAGGGCGUCUACUGCCUGGGCACGCUCGGUUUCUCUGUCGGCAUGUCCAUCAUGGCCGCGUUUCCCAACGUCUACGUCUCCAUGGUCAUGAUCUCCACCAUGGGGCUGGUGUUCAUGAGCAUCGCCUACUGCCCUUACGCGCUGCUGGGGCAGUACCACGAGCUCAAGGAGUUCGUACACAGCAGCCCCGAGGGGACCAAGCGUGGCUUUGGCGUGGACUGCGCCAUCCUGUCGUGCCAGGUGUACAUCUCGCAGAUCCUGGUGGCGUCGGCGCUCAGCGGCUUCAUCCAGGCGACGGGCUCGGUGCGUGUGGUGCCCAUCGUGGCGGCCAUCGCUUCCUUCAUCGCCUUCCUCGUGGCGGCCUUCCUCGUCGUGUACCCGGCCGGCCAUGCCGAGCGUCGCCUCGAGAAGGCCAGGGCCCAGGCGGCAGCGGUGGCGGCGGCGGCGGCGGCAGACGACGAUGCCGGCGCAGCGACCCUGACGACGACCGCGACGACGAUCGCGACGACGGCGGGCUCGAGCGCGACCGCAAAAGCGGCGCCGCCCGCGGGAAAGGAAGAGGAGCGGCGGACUUCCCCACGGGAGGCAGAGCUGAGCAACGGGCUGCUCAAGGGGCGGCCGUCGUUGCCGCCGCUGCCGCCGCCGCCGCCGCUGGCUGAAGUGGAGGCGCGGGAAGAGAAGGCCUUUGGCGAGAAUUGGCGGAUUGGGAGCAGCGGGACGAAUCGUGAGGAGGCGGAGACUUUCCUGUGAAGCUCCUGCUGAUUAAUAGAUUCUCCAGCCCCCCCUCCUUUCUCCUCUUCCUUCCGUCGCGCCCUUCAAACGGACGAGUUUCUUCCUUUGCGAGCGAGAAGCUUGCAAUUUUUAUUGUUUUGUUUUGACGUCGGACGUUUUCAACCUUGACGAGUUUCAACUUUGUUUCUUUCAACCUCUUUAAUUGCGACGCCUAAACGAUGGGCCGUGACAAAAAAGCCGAAAAGAGUGAAAAAAAACCCAGUGGUUGUGCUUGUGGAUUGGGUACCCUUGCAAUAAUAUUAUUAACAACAGUGAGUUUCUACAAGACAAUUAUUAAUGAUUGUGCGUGAUUUUUUUGUCACAAUCUUCUUCCCUAAUCCAUUGACAGGUCACAUGCAUACACACUGGUACGAUCGGUAAUGUGUGCAAUCUGUCGGUGAGUACGAUGCAGUAGUUGUGCGAUAUAAAUGUCCGGGGGGGGGGGGGGGGUGUGGGUCGGGGGGUUGGGCGCUGGUGGGGGGCUGUUUCUGGUGAUUCAGAAAGGGCUCCCAGGAAAGGCUCUGAGCAACGAGGUCGACGUUUCGCACGGCUCUCCGCUGCCAGAAGUGGGAUAAAGAAGCUCCCGCGAAUUCACCGUGAGGCAAACAUGGUUUUUUUUCUUCAUUAAUAUUUGUUUAACUUUGUUUACUCCAGGAAAGUCACGUGACUCUUCCUCGGGGGGGGGGGGGGGGCGCGGGGGGGUAUAAAGUUUUUCUUUUGCAGAACUAGGGAGCAACGAUUGCUUUUUAUAAUCCCAGUGAAUUAAUUAUCCCGGGUACAUUUUUCAAAUUUGGCACGCGAUGGCACUGCUCAUUGCUGCGAGUUAGCGUCGAGGGAUCUGUAACGUCCGCCGAGAAGCGGACGGCGUGCGUGCGUGCGGGUUUUUUUUACGGCCGCUAGACACCGCCGCAGUAUUAACCAGGGCGGCCGCUGGAUUCGACAUCAUGAGCCUCUGCCCCAACGAGCGACGAGAACGCUGGGCCCUGCCACUGCCCGGAGGCUCCAAGUUAAAUGCGAAGUAUGCAUAACGAACAUCGCUGAGCGGUCAUUAAAUAAAUGCGAGUAUUUUGUUUACCAUUAGUUUAACACAAUUUUAAAAAGGUAGCCAUUCUAUGCGAAAUUUUCCAACAAUCACUCUCCUCCACCCAACGAGAUUGUAACGUUUGUCGGGUGGUGGAGGGUCAUUGACGAGAUUUUCGUCCCAAAACUACAAAUUUGGCCCGAAACCAAAAAAAAACAUAUCGAUCAAUCAAGUAAAAACAAUUACAGCUAAUAUAGCGCCUUUCAUAACAUCCGCCCAUUGUAUUCGCUAUGGGAAACCAACGCUUUAAACAAGUUACCUAAAACUUCCAAGCCGCCCAGCGCGCCGCAUAUCAAAUUGCAGCGGUACGUGUUGAUACAUACGCACGGGCACAAAAACACGCAACGCCGUACCCCACACGCCCACGAGUGGGAUUGCGCACGGACAAAGUCCCGGAAACAUCUUUCGGGCACCCGAUACUCGAUCGAUGACAUCAGUGACUCACGAUACCAAUCGGCACGAUACCGCGAUACCGAUCGUACGUUUUGUUAUUCGUUGUCGGCCGUUAAGCAGGCUGACGCUAAUAGCGUAUCGCGUCGGUCUGUGCGCGGAGCACUGAGCGCUCGUCAGCGGUGUAGGGGUCGACGUUAAGUAAAGCGAAGGACGACUCAAAAGGGCUCGUGUCAGACACGCAGAGCUCGACGUUGUAACAUUCGGCCGGGCCACGUGCGUUCAACGCCUCUCUAGAGCAUUUAGCUGCCCAACUGUCAGAUCAGGAUGAGUGCUUCACAGGAAAGUGAACACCUUACCUGCUGUUCCCAUAGUCUGGAGCAACCUCCCAUGAGUCAAUCUGCAGUGCUGACUCCCCCCCCCCACCCCCUUCAAUCACCUUCCCCCCCUCUCACCCUCCCCCUACCUCCCUUACUUCAACAGUGGGAGGGAGUUGGCAAGUUCAUGCUUGAGACUUUUCUAAAAUGCCCUUAAUCCGAUUGGCCUACAGAGCCUGAGAUUGGAUCCUAUGAAUAGAAAUGUAAAGUUUCCACUCCUGCCGCCUGGGUGCCAAUGGAGAUGUGCACCGCCCCUCAUUGCUCAUAGACGUGGCAAUUUACUUCAGUAAUGCUCGUGUGCUUGCACUUUGUGGCAGAUUGCGCUCAACUUUACCCACGAACACGUUGCAAAUUCAAAUCCUAGCCGAGCGCCAAACUGAGCGCCCACCAUCCUCAUUGUCCCUGCGGAGAAUUCAACUUUGGCCAGAUGCUGUGAAUGUUUCAGUCAACAGCCGACCUCCACGACCAACUCUCGCUAACCUCGUCCGUCGCCGCCGACCUCCGGCUGCCACUCCAGUGGCGGAGCUCGGUGACGCUCCAUCCCUCGUGCUGCACGCCUCUCCUCUCCACCGCACACCGCCCCCCCCCCAUUGAUUUCAUCCGCAAUGUUUUGUAUUCAAAUUCAAGUUUGCUUUCCCUGUCUUGUCGUGAAAUUCCUGGCAUCAUGUGAAUGCACGUGCACCUCAAGGCCAGGGGCUUCUUUACCGGUUGCUUUUCCGAGGUGUGCCACUCGACACAAACCUCGCUUGGAUGUUUUAACGUGCUCUCUUCGCCGCCUCCAAAUUCCAUCGUUCGAGCUGCUUAUCCCUCCUGUCCCCUGGCGCGAGAGUGACACGCGGGGGAGAGAAGCGCACUGCGACUUCACCACCCGGCGCGAAAGAUGGUGCCAGCUGCCACAAGUGCCGCUCGGCAUUCGGGGAGCGGAGAGCGCCCGGCCUUGGUGCUCCGUCUCGCUGUGCAUGCGGUCGGCCUCUGCAUUAUUCACCCCGAUGGUGGCACGGUUGGGCAUUUCGCGGCAAGCUCGGACCGAGGGUGUUUCCCCCGUAAUAUCCGAGGGUGUUUCCCCCGAAUAUCUCACCUUAGAGACAGGGCGGAGAACUACGUUGUAAAUGCAUUGUCUCGAGUGGCGAAAUUAUUACACAGCUGACAAGAAAUAUCCCGGUGGAAGUCUAAAUGCCCCGAGAAUGCCGACAGAUUGCCCAGGACGGUUUUGAGCCUGGGAAAUCCGGGACGGGUGGCAACCGUAGACUCGGCUGAGGUUUAUGCAGCGUUGACUGAUGAUGAACCGUUCCGCUGUUCGGAUCACGGUUGAUUGCAGCUCGCGGGAGGACACGGUAAAUGCUUGAAGUGGCUCUUGACGUUCCGCGCGGUAAUUGCUGGUAAUGGUCCGCGACUCGUCCAUGCAAAAAUGGCACAAAGUGGGAAGGAGUGACACGGGGUGAAUUGCUAUUCGACGGGCUAUUUUGCAUAUACCCACCGACCGCUUCCCCCAGUUGGUGGCAGCGUUUCCAUGGACGCGGAAUCUCCCCCGCGCAGUGAUUUUUAUUUUCGCAAUCAUCCGAAUCCUCUCAAAGCAAAGCGGCACUUUCGACCUGGACGUGAAGGCAGGCGAGCGGUGAGCGUAACCGAGAUGCUCAAGCACACCCACCGCUUUAUAUAUGUGUUUUUGCACGUGGUGUCCUGCGGGGGCGGUCCCGGAGGAACCGAUUGUUUCAAAUCCUGCGAAUAUCAAUUAUUUUACCCGAUUCAUGUUGUCCCGUGCGACUCUGUGCGACGUGCGUGGCUGUCUCGUUCUCCUCUCACUCCUACUCCCCCCCCCCCCCGGAAGUACAACCCACACCUUUACAAUUCAAUUACCCCGAAUGCACUUUUGUGGUAGAACGUACGAAAGCAAAUAUAGACACGAACGCACGCUGCUGUGACGUGGUGGUGUAAAUAGCUUGGGGGGGGGGCGUUUUGUUUUAUGGCCAAAUGUUCGGUCUCGAUUUAAUUCGCUCCCCCUUCUUCCCUUGUCGGCGAUUUGCAAUACUGACUCACGGGUUGGAGUGCCUGCAACCAGCGAAUGCAGACGCGCCUACUGCCCAGCAAUAACACUGUAUGGCUUCCAAAAGACUUAAGCGGCAGCGGCGGCUGCGGCGUGCUCGCGUGCACGUGUGCGCGACCACGCCCCGGGUGUGCUGUCCGUCGUGCUACGUGUAAGGCUGAUGCCACUUGUCACAGGUGUAGGGCAAGAAAGUCUUAAAUGCACCUGUCCGUAACCCUAACUUCUACACCUUAAACCCCCUACCCUUAAACCGUAACACCAAAACCCUAACCUUAUUCCUGACCCGUAAACCCUAUGCCUAAUAUCCUUAACCUCUCACCCCUAAACCAUAUAACUCUCACUGCUGAAAGCUAAAGACGUGGGCAUUGUGAAGGACCGCCGCUGUUGGGUAAACACGACCCAACGAUGGCCCGUGAUUGCUCGAGCAUCUUCUCGAUGCUUGGAUUAAAAAAAAAAAAUCUGCGGGAAUAGUGAGCGGUGUGCGGGGGCCGUACCGCUCUCGUUUUUGCACUUUACCGCCCUGCGCGCUCGGCCCAUGGGGUAGCGGGGCAGUCGG